This is a messenger RNA of Stegodyphus dumicola, 2080 nucleotides long. Its product is annotated as protein grainyhead-like. Gene Ontology annotation, molecular function: DNA-binding transcription activator activity, RNA polymerase II-specific; RNA polymerase II cis-regulatory region sequence-specific DNA binding. Gene Ontology annotation, biological process: regulation of transcription by RNA polymerase II. Gene Ontology annotation, cellular component: nucleus. NCBI's taxonomy places the organism in Eukaryota, Metazoa, Arthropoda, Arachnida, Araneae, Eresidae. The record is from RefSeq and is a predicted model, not a curated record.
AUACAAUUUCUUUCACAUAUUCUUCCGCUGAUUUAAGUAAUUUGCUUACAUGCAAUGAAUUUAGAAUUUUUUUCUUUUCCAGGACGGUUACUAACGGACAAACUGGAAACGUUGGUAACGGCACAGCUGGUCUUGGAGGGGCACUACCUGUGACACUUUUUCCUCAAGCAGCUGGGUUACUGAAGAACCGCCGACUUUCUGAUUCAAUUGAUGUCACGAAGCAGGAAGUGGACAUUUACUUAAAUCGUGGCCUAUUAAAACGUGAAAGUUCUACAGAAAGCGACGAACUUAUUGUGCCUAAUAGUAAUGUAAUUAGCAUACAUAAAUCUUCAGACAUCCUAAAGAAUUGUACGAUUACGAAAAUCUUGAAUGAUGACAAUCCUGGUUCACCAUUGCCAAUAAUCUUGCAAGUGAAACAUCAACGAAGUCCCGGUAUACCAACAUCUCCAAGUCCCCCAGUUACUAAAACCAGGGAGCUUCCUCCUGCUAGUGCAGUAAUUGCACAAGCUUAUUCCAGUCACGUUCUCGCACAAAGUUAUGAAAAUCUUGCUGCACAGUACACUACAGCAGCUACACCGCAAUAUCAAGGUCAGCCAACUACUAGUGUAUACAUGGUAACUACACAACCUGACUACAGAACACUACCAGACUACUACACUGAACAAAUUCGACACGACCUGGCAGCAACGGUGGCCUCUAGUGUGCCUGGUUAUACAGAUACAACAGAUACAGCUGCAUUUGUCGAUCGAUAUAUUCGACAAGCUGCAGGUUUCAAAGGAACUAUACACGGACUUUCUGUAGAUCUUCCAUCCCCGGACAGUGGAAUAGGUGACACAACUAUCACUCCAAAAGAAAAUGCUAGCCUACCACAAGUCGAGAUCUUCGAUUAUUCUGAUCUUUCUCAAGCAGCAACUAUUCUCCAGACAGAACCUACACCGAGUCCGAGUAGGCCGGCAAGUUCGCAAUCUGGAUCCUCCAAAAGGUCUUGGCAUGAUUACGGUCGAAACUCCGAGGCUGAUAGAGUACAGAUUCCUAAACUACAAUCUGACGUAGGGUUUCGGUACUUCCUUGAAUCUCCAAUAUCCACCAGCCAACGACGAGAAGACGACCGAAUAACUUACAUCAAUAAAGGACAAUUUUAUGGAAUAACAUUGGAAUAUUCUCCUGAUCCUGCAAAACCGCUCAAGUGUGGUACGGUUAAAUCUGUGAUCAUGUUGAUGUUUCGGGAAGAGAAACCCGCUGACGAGGAAUUAAAGGCCUGGCAGUCCUGGCACAGUCGGCAGCACUCCGUCAAGCAAAGGAUUCUCGACGCAGAUACCAAAAAUAGUACAGGGCUUCUUGGUCAAAUCGAUGAAAUUACUCAUAAUGCAAUUUCUUUCUAUUGGAACCCUCUCGAGAGCCCUGCAAAGGUGAACGUAGCAGUGCAAUGCUUGAGUACCGACUUCAGCAAUCAGAAAGGAGUGAAGGGUCUUCCACUGCAUCUUCAGAUCGACACUUUCGACGAUUUCCGAGAAAGUGCACCACCUCAUCACCGAGGUUAUUGCCAAAUCAAAGCUUUCUGUGAUAAGGGUGCUGAACGUAAAACGAGGGAUGAAGAGCGUAGAGCUGCCAAAAGGAAAUUAACCGCUGCCAGUGAUGGAAGUGUGUCUUUUCCUGGCAGGAGGAAACUGGAUGAGAUAUAUCAUUUGCCAUGCGAAAGGUCAGAGUUCUAUUCCAUGAGUGACCUUCUAAAGCGUCCAAUUCUUUUCACGCCAAAUAACGAUAUGGAUAAGCUCACGUGCAUGGAUUUAACUUUCUACACUCAUAAUUCUAUUACCGAGGAUCACAGUGGAUCAGGACUUGAUCGACGUGACACGGAUUCUAGAAGCAGCAGCACUUUUUCUCCACCUCCACCUCCCAAGCGCAUCAAAUUGUAUCCUGCAGAUAGAGUUCUCUUAUAUGCCCGCCAAGAAUCCGAAGACACUUUCCAGCCUUUACACGUCAAUCCUCCAACGCUUGCUGGACUAGCGAGAGGGAUCGAGAAUAAAUACAAGCUAAACGCCAACUGUGUCAGAAACAUAUACAAAAGAUACAAAAAAGG